AUGUGGUCAAGGACGGAAGGGUGGAACAGGCAGAUGGCUGGUGUCGGAGCCGCUUGGAAGGGUUUGAUACAAGCAGCACAAACAAUCUUUUGUAGGAGCUGCAAAAGUGAUAGUGAUACAUCUGUUUGGAACACGAUGAUAUCUGCGAAUGCACAUAAUGAGAUGAUUGAGCAGUCCUUUAUUGUUGUCCAGCAGAUGCUGGAACAGCAUGUCAUGCCCAACGCUGUGACCUUAGCUUCAAUUCUCCCUGCAUGCAGUCACUCGGGAAGUGUAGCACUAGGAAAGUUACUCCACGGUCUUUCCAUUCGCAAUUUCUUGGACAUUAAUGUCUUUGUCAGCUCUGCUCUGGUAGAUUGA
This is a messenger RNA of Fraxinus pennsylvanica, 357 nucleotides long. The record is from the annotation of a GenBank genome assembly. NCBI's taxonomy places the organism in Eukaryota, Viridiplantae, Streptophyta, Magnoliopsida, Lamiales, Oleaceae.